CAAUGAUAAAAAGAAAAGAAAAAAAAAAUAAUAUCCUAAUAUUUAUCAAAGAAAGACAAACAACAAAAGCAAUACCAUCAUCACCAACUUGAAUCAUAUUUUCGAAGAAGACAACGAUGAAACCGUUUGUGACGUGUUCGAUGACAUGACAAUUUCGCCUUGCAGUUCGACUUUUGUCCUUCCGUAUAGAAAGGUCUACAUAUACCAAGAAAUGGGAAUUUUGGCCCAUCAAAUUGUGAACUAAAAGGGGAGGAAAACAAAAAAACUAAAGAAAAUAAAAAAAAACAAAUCAAGUUUCUGGAAUAUUCUAAGAGCUUCACUGAAGACAGAAAGUGGAAGAUUUACGUUUUGGUAAAACUAGUACAGAUCUGCCUCAAUUAUUAUACAUCAGCAGCGAAUUAUACACACUUGCAGUGAGGUAUAUACAAACUAGCAGUGAGUUAUAUACACCAGCAGGGAUUCAUAUACCCCAGUAGUGAAUUAUAUUCCUUUCUGAAAACUAAUAAUUAACAGCCAGCACCAUGGCGGUGUCUCAAAGACUUAUGGUUCUCUCUCAAUCCAAGCAAUUACACUCAAGAUACGUUCCACCCAGAGCAACACCCCAGUGGCCAGUGUCUACCGCUGCCCUGAAUGCUAUUUGCAGUCCGAGAGUGGUUGACCUUGCAGUUUCAAAGAAACAACAUCCACAAUUUCUAGAACCAAAACCAGUGAAAACUGAAGUGUCACUGUCAGCCAGAAAUGCAAAACCAUCACCUCGAAUUCGUGUACUUGCUGCACCAUUAGUGCCACGUCACGCAGAGUGUAAGCUUGUGGAAUUUCAGAAAAGUAAGUUGUAUGAAGACAAAAGAAUUUCGGUUAGCAAUUGUACAACCUAUACAAAGCAGGAAAUGUUAGCAAUCAGAAAGUCACUACAUAGCAGAACGAGUCACCAAAUUCAGCAGCCCGUUACCAAGCCACAUUUGAACAUAAAAAUACCACCAAGGCUGGUAGAACUAAGCACACCACUGUCUAGGAAAAUGAUUAAGGACAUAUACAACCCUUUCCAAGUGAUCCCCACUGCAAAGUAUGCAGUUGCUAGUGAACGUUUAUCAGAACUUGCAAAACCAAAGACACAUCACCUUUAUAGUUCACUAUGUUAGCUUUCUUGUUUUCUACAGGAAUAUUUGUCUUUCGUGUUUCUGAGACGUUCUUCUUUGACACAAAAGUUUGUGGCCGGGCAUUUCAGAAAAAAUAAGUAGGGAAAACGAAAGGAGAAAAGGAACAUAGG
Messenger RNA from Octopus sinensis (East Asian common octopus), 1267 nucleotides. RefSeq names its product testicular haploid expressed gene protein-like. Bases 522 to 1139 code for a protein of 205 amino acids. The transcript is spliced from 7 exons. The record is from RefSeq and is a predicted model, not a curated record. NCBI's taxonomy places the organism in Eukaryota, Metazoa, Mollusca, Cephalopoda, Octopoda, Octopodidae. Gene Ontology annotation, biological process: spermatogenesis.